Molecule: messenger RNA, 520 nt
Organism: Anopheles arabiensis
Lineage: Eukaryota; Metazoa; Arthropoda; Insecta; Diptera; Culicidae
Gene: UQCR-Q
Product: cytochrome b-c1 complex subunit 8
Exons: 3
Coding region: 183-431 (82 amino acids)
Biological process (GO): mitochondrial electron transport, ubiquinol to cytochrome c
Source: RefSeq, a predicted model, not a curated record
AAACAACCUUUGAAUCCUGGGGACCUUACGUCAAGUGACGAAUUGUCAAAAUGCUCUAGAUUCCACCACCUGAUAUUUUUAAUCCACCUUGGACACAACCAUCACCAUACGUACUAGAGCAGAUUAAGAUUGUAGCAUACUUAUUGGUGUUUAGGGUGGUUUAAGACCGGCAACUCAACAACAUGGGUCACGGAUUUGGUGAACUUGCUAAGGUACGUGGAAUUGUCACGCACAAGAUUUCACCCUUUGAGCAACGAGCCUUUGCGAAUGUCAUUAGCAAAGGUGUCCCGAACACUCUCCGUCGAAUCCGUUCCCAGGUUUUCAUCGUGGCUCCUCCAUUCGUCAUGGGAUACAUGGUUUACAACUAUAUCGAAAAUUUGCACACCCAGAUGAAUCGCAAGAAUCCGGCAGAGUUUGAGAACGAUUCUUAAGCUAAAUAUCUAGGUGAUGCUAUAGCAUAUUUGGAAAAUAUGUCACAUGAAGGCAUGAUAGCAACAUAAUAAACAUAUUUCAAAUGUGA